GUUCAGGACGAGCCUCCAGAUGGACCCAUAUAUGGUGAUGUAUCUGUAGGUGACUAAUGCAGAUAAAGGGAGAAAUAAUAAGGAAAAACACCUUAACAGUAUCUACACCACCCGCGCUCAUGUGUAGAUUAUCCACUUAAUAAUACAGACCGGAAAGAAAUUUGUUCACUUCCUCAACUCCGUGGUUCGAUGUUUCCCGCCAUCACAAUAAAUCACUCCGCCGUCCAGGCUGCAUAAGCGCCGAUGCGCCCGCAUCAUCUCACGUCCAGAAAGUGCCUCAAAUUUCACCAUAUCAUAAACAAUGCCGGUCCGGAAGGGUGUGCUGUCACUUGGCAGUUUGUGUAUUGAAAAGAUUACGCAGAUGUUAAUUAAAAUUGUAAAUAUAAGCCAACCUAAGUCUAAGAAGCAGAGCUGUCAGUACACACUGACUGAAGACCAAAAACACAACAUUCAUACAGGAACUCAAGAACCAGUGAACACUGAGGUAGAUGAGGGCUUCGACCACCACCACCACUCACAACAAGAGGAGACACACAGUUAUGGCAAUGGUGCUCAAAAUGCCCAUGACCAAGUCAGUAGAAAUGGAGAGUCCCAUGACCAAGUCAGUGGAAAUGGAGAUGCCCAUGACCAAGUCAACAAUACUGAAGAGGCCCAUGACCAAGUCAACAAUAGUGAAGAGGCCCAUGACCAGGUCAGUAGUAAUGAAGAGGCCCAUGACCAAGUCAACAAUAGUGAAGAGGCCCAUGACCAGGUCAGUAGUAAUGAAGAGGCCCAUGACCAAGUCAACAAUAGUGAAGAGGCCCAUGACCAGGUCAGUAGUAAUGAAGAGGCUCAUGAUCAAAUCAGCAGUACUGAAAAUAUACACGACCCAACCAUAAAGUUGAAGAUUAGUGGUAGUAACCAUGAGGUUGAUAAGCUAGAUGAGCCAAAGCUUGAUACAACUAAGGUGGAGGAUACCAAGGAAGAAUCAUUGGAAAGUAACAGUUAUAAACUGGAGAAGAAAGAUACAGUCCAGGAAAACAUUGACAGGGAAAUACAGUAUAAAAAAGAACUUGAGGCUGUAAGACAAGAACUGUGCAGGCUUUUAACGUCACACUCUCAUGUCACACUCCAUCGUCUGCUCUUUGAUUCAAUAAUGACUCAAUUAGAUCCUAUUUACAUGCGUGACAGAAAGGUCCGGCCUGCUGCUCAGGAUAUUAUUAUUCAUUUCAUCAAUUCAACUCUCAGAGAUCUGGAUUUUGGGAGAGUAAAGAUGUUUUCUGAGGCUGAGAUGUGCAAGGUUUUGUAUGAGAAUCUACAUAAAGCUACACGACUGGAGAAACUGGUGAUUGGUCGGUCGUGUUACUGGAGAUCACAGAUCUUUGAGAAAAUGAGCGAGAAGUUGGUUUGUAUGCCACAUCUAACAGUCUUAAAAAUUCAGUACAUAGCAACACCUGAGAUGAUUCAUGGCCUCUCAAAAACCUGCUCUAAGCUUUAUGAGUUGUCACUGGCAGGCUCAGAGAAUAUUACUGACCAACAGUGUGAUGAAAUUGCCAAAUGUGCUGGACUAACAUUGCUGGAUAUUUCUGGAACAAGAAUUACUGGAAGAGGAUGUUGGAAAAUUCUAGAUGCCAUAAAAAGUCUGUCUUGGCUUCGUCAUUGUGCUUUCAAUUGUAAUUCAGAUGCACUUCUGUUUGAAUCAAGAGCAGACUUAUUUAACUGUAUUAAAGAACAGUUGCGGCGCGGAGAAAAUGCCAUAUCUUUGGUGGAUCGGCCGGACCUUAGUCUCAGAGAUGCCAGAUUCAACCUGAAGAACUUCUGGCUCUUCAAUCCCUUCACUGAAGACUUACUGACCUCACUGCUCUGUCCUGAUUUGGAGAGCCUUCGUCUAGAUUUUGUCUUCCAGGAUUUAGAAGGAGAGCCGGACUUGACGAUCCUCUCCUCACUCACCCAGAUCAGGAACUUGGAGGCAAACUUGUACGACCGAUGUUCUAUUGACUUAGUUGGUCGUAUGGUAGAAGGCUGUGGAAAACGACUAACGACCUUGGAACUGCACCUGGCUGAUGACUGGUUCUUUGUUGCACAAGCUCACAAUAUUGUAGCCACCUGUUGCCCAAACCUGGUAACUCUCACCUUCUCUGGAGACUACAAGACGGAAGCAGAACGACCAGAUCGGGCUCGACACAGUUUGGAGGAAUGUGAUGAUCGACUAGACUUUGGGAUUCCCACCCCUGCCCACCCUCACUUAAAACACCUCAAACUGAUUGGGGUCGUGAGUGACCAGCGUCUCAACUUUAUUCUGAAUCACACACCGGCACUUCACACCCUUCGUAUGGACGGAGAACUAGAGUGGCUGCAUGAUGUUACCUUUGCUACUGUUUUAGAGACAAAUCCUUUACCAAAUUUAGAGGAAAUGUGGUUUAAUGUUUCAACAACAGUGACGUUGGCCACAGUACGUCGUCUGUUACGGCAGGACAAUCCUCUUAGGUGUAUAGGUCGCUUGUGUCAUAUGUCUGGAGCUACCAUGAACGAGUAUCAAGAACUUCUCGCUCAAGUACGCCAACGUAAUUUAGACAUUAAACUAAUCUGGGUUACUGAUGAACGUAUAAGGUAGAUUAUACUGUACCUUAGAAGGAGUUUUGAACAAAGGAAGCCGGAUUGUCUUACACUGUAUCGAGCUAGAUUUGGGUAAUUAACAAUGAAUAAUGUAUGACCAUAUCAACUGUAGCUACUUUUGAAGUAUAAUUUUAAUGCAAGGAAAAUAAGUUAAUGUUUAAUGAGACUGGCCAAAAAUGGCCACAAGCCAUGUUUGUGUUGGCUGAUUAAAAGUUCUCUCCGUAAGUCAGUCUAUCAAGAUUGGUAUACUCUGCGUAGAGUCGACAAAUACAGCUAAAAUAAUGAUAUAUUGAAUUCUGUAUAUAAAACAAUUUGACUUUUCAUUGCAUAAUCACUUUUGAACAGGGUGUCUUUCAUUUUUGGCAGUGAUUCCCAAACUGCAUUCCAUGGAACUCCAGGGUUCUGCAAGAGGUUCCGCCAAAUGACAAGUGAUAUAUACCCGCUUAGAAUUUUUGCAGUCUUUUAAGAUGCACACCCUAGAAUAGGGUUGCGAGUGGUGGACUCCAAAUGGUCAAAUUUUUUUUUUUUAGUAUAGAGUGUAAAUUUGUUUUAAUUAGAUUUUGUGAUAUGUCAUUGAAAAUGACAUAUGUAAUGACAAUACAGUAUACAUUUAUGUAUAUAUGAAUUGCAAAAUGAGAUUUGAAUAUUUUUGAUAAAACAAAUUUUUUUCUGUCAUCCAGAUUCAAUAAUGAUGUCUGGCUUAAGAAACUGGCCUGUCUUCCAGAUAUAUUUUCAAUAUAUGAGGUGAGCUCAUUACAAGGCCCAAAUAUCAACAUUUUGAAUGAUCAAGAUAAAAUUUAAUCAUUCCACCUUAAGAUGAUUUUUGGAUUGAAUGCUUACACAAAAACUUCAAUGAAUGUUUUUCAAAUCUUAAUGACUUCUUGAACGAGAAUGUCAAGUAAUUCAGCACCAGCAACAUUAUUUUCAACAUUUAAGAAAUAUUUUCAGAGUGUAUUUUUCCAAGCAGCCAGACCCUCUGACUGUGCAAUCAUCCAUUCAUUGAUUCAGACACUGUACAUUAGCAAAAUCUGUGACAUUUAAACUGAUCCCACCCUUUAAAUAACAAUUGAUAAGGACUCUUAUGUUACCGUUUUGGAUGAAGCCCUUUACGUUAAUAUUCCAAUGCAUACAGUACAGUAUUAUGAAACGAGUUAUGAAACAUAUCAUGCCUUUUACAACAACCUAUACGUGUGAGGUCAGAUUCUCAAGCUGCAUCAAUACCAAAACCAAAUAUAGAAAUAAAUUGGAUGCAUCACCACAGCUAUGUGCCUGCAACUAAUGAGCAUCACUCCAGAUUUUUUAGUUACUGUUGUAUAGCUUCUGUAUGUAAUAUUUUAUAUAUUAUAUAUAACAGGUACAAGGUUCUGCAAAAUAAAAAUAAGUGUGAAAGGGUUCCAGUUGUUGGCAAAGUUGGGAAUCACUGAUUCUUGGGUAAGUUAGGUGAUUCUCACAAUAGUCUUAUCCUUUCUCAAUUUUUUUUUGUUGACUCAAGUAUUGUAUGUGUUUAUGAAAAGUAUUAGUGUUAAUAUAUCAUUUAUACUAACUAGAAAUGUUCCUGUGAAAAUAAUAGAUAAAAAGUAUACACAGUAUUCUUCACGUAACAUAAAAGAACUGGGAAACAAAAAACGUUAUGUAAAGUGACCUACGUUAAGUGAAACAUGUUUUCCCAUACACCCAUGUUUUAAAUUCAGAUACCUGUACAUUCAAGGCUGAAAAUUUUUGGCCCUAAAAUUCAAUCAUAAAUACAAUAAUGAAUAUAUGUAUACUGUACUUAGAAUAACAUAAACAUAAUAGUAACAGUUACCAGUGAUUAAUGAAGAGGCAACAUAUUGAGGUUAAGUUGGGAACUACUGUAGUAAAUCAAAUGCCAUGGGUAAGUCUGCCUGGUUAUGGGCUCGCCGUGGAACCUCAUGAUGUAUUUAUACAACUGAGAGAAGAAUGUU
Molecule: messenger RNA, 4538 nt
Organism: Homarus americanus (American lobster)
Lineage: Eukaryota; Metazoa; Arthropoda; Malacostraca; Decapoda; Nephropidae
Exons: 10
Coding region: 302-2593 (763 amino acids)
Biological process (GO): SCF-dependent proteasomal ubiquitin-dependent protein catabolic process
Cellular component (GO): SCF ubiquitin ligase complex
Source: RefSeq, a predicted model, not a curated record